Thalassophryne amazonica is the source of this 3614-nucleotide messenger RNA. It is a transcript of the gene lamp2, whose product is annotated as lysosomal-associated membrane protein 2. Lineage: Eukaryota; Metazoa; Chordata; Actinopteri; Batrachoidiformes; Batrachoididae. The record is from RefSeq and is a predicted model, not a curated record. The transcript has 9 exons. Gene Ontology annotation, cellular component: membrane. The coding region runs from base 141 to 1409 and encodes 422 amino acids.
AGGGAGGAGGAAAGAUUACUUUGACACUUUGCUCCCUGUCAUAUGACUUCGAGCUUCAGCCCACAAACAGCGCUCGGUUUCCCGUCAGCUUCUUGCGUCUCUCCGGUGGCUGCUGGUUCCCUCCAAACUACUCUGUCACCAUGUCCCGACGUGCUGCGUUUGUUUUAUUCCUUGUGCUUGGAAUCGAAUUCCACCUAUCGUGUGGCACAGAAGUGUCAAUCAAUGAUACAGAUGGCAAAUUAUGCCUUUAUGCCAAGUUGAUGGCAACCUUUUCAGUCACAUAUGAAGUUGCUGGUAACCAGAGUAACACGACCCAGUUUGAGCUUCCUAAUGAUGUUGCAACAAAUGAAAGUAUAUGCGGCAAUACAACCUCAACAUUGAAGCUUCAGUUUGGAGAGGGACACUCUUGGAGUGUUUCAUUCUCUAAGGAUGGAGAAAUGUACCAGGUUGACUCAGUCAUGCUUACCUACAAUCUCAGUGACAUGACCAUAUUCCAUGGUUCCAUAUCAAAUGAAACAGUGUUUGCAAAUGUGACGGCUAAUAUUACAGAUGUCAGCAUGGACACCUGCUAUGCCUGUAAGAGUAGAGACACAUUUCAAAGUGAAAUGGUCAACCAAACACUGUGGAAUGUCCUCAUACAGGCUUUUGUCACAAAUGGCAGUAAGAGCGAGAACCUAACUGUGUGCGCUGCCGAUCUAUCUUCAACUACAGUUCCACCCACCACUUAUGUCACCAAUGCAACCACCUCAGCACCACCUAUAACCAAUUCUACUCAUGCUACUUCUGUGCCUACUACACCAACCCCUACAGCACCCCCCCUUCCUAUACCCACCACUGAGAAUUACAGCGUCAAGCAUCAUGGGAAUGGUACAGCCUGCCUGUUGGUGAUGUUUGGCCUGCGGAUUGGUUUCAAGCAAGCAGAGAAAUAUCAGGAAAUGAACUUUGACCCCAAAGGGGCAAAAGCCAGUGGAUCAUGCGGAGACAACAGCAGCCAGCUGGUGUUGACGUCCCAGGCAAUCACCAUCAUGUUCGAUUUCAACAGUGACACAAAGAAGUUCCGCCUCCAUGCUCUGAAUGUGACUGUAAACAUGAGCUCUGGUGUGGUGUUCAAUGACGUUAACAGCAACCUGAGUCUGUGGGAGGCAUCUGUGGGCAGCUCUUACAUGUGUAAAAAGGAGCUGAACAACACCAUCACUGACCAGUUCACCCUCUACACCUUUGACCUACAAGUGCAGCCCUUUGAAGUCAAUAUGGGAGAGUUUAGUACAGCCCAAGAAUGUUCACUGGAUGACACCAGCAUCUUAAUUCCAAUCAUUGUUGGCGCUGUUCUGGCUGGCUUGAUUGUCAUUGUAGUGAUUGCUUAUGUGAUUGGUCGAAGAAAGACCUAUGUUGGAUAUCAGACCCUUUAAAUCUAUUUUGCACUUCCAUCUUUCCAUUGAUAAUGAAAUAUCAUGGGGUUCCCAAGCCUGGUCCUUGGGGUUUAUGUGCAAUUAAUUAUUUUGAAAAUAGCUUUUCAUUUCACAAGUCUGAUUUUUAAAAACAGUCUCCGGCGUUUGAGAAAACCUGAGAUGUGUGUUUAUUUUUAUUAUUUUUUUUGUUUGGAAAAAAAAUGGAUUUUAUUUACUCUUUGUAUUGAACUUUAUCUUCGGACAAGAGAAAAGAAUGCAUGUAGAGCAUUUUUAAUUGGAGCUGCCACUAAAUCAAAUGCAAAAGUAAAAUCUGUGAAGAUUUGGUAAGGUUUUGUAUUAUUCUCAAGGACCAAACUUGUCUACCCUAUUUUUGUUUUCUUUGUUUUAUUUUCUGUUUUUUUUUACUUUUCCUUUUAAUUCUUUUGUUUUGUACCCCCCACCCCUGAUAUGACCAAGUGCAAGAUCAAUGGAAAUUGCUUUUAAAAUACAUUGUGCAAAAGAUUUAGGAACUCUAGAAUUGUGAUUUAAAAAUAUAGCUUUUAUUUUUCGUCAACAGAAAAUUUAAUUUCAAAUGUCAAUACACACACCCCACCUCCAAAAAAAAAAAAAAAAAAAAUUACUGAGAUGACAUGUCACAGUUUAAUAUUUAUAAAAUACCGUUACAUAUUUAAACUUUUGACCUCCAGCCAUUUUUUUUUAUUAAAGAAUGGCUUUGAUUUCAGUGUGCCUAAAACAUGCGCAAUGUGUUGUGUACAUAUAGACGAAAGGGUUGUUUAAAAACGAAAAUAAUAAAUUUUCACAACUAAAUCAUGAGAAGACGAUCCAGAUAGUGAAAUAUAUUACACACAAUAAUUGCUUUGUUUGAUAACAAGUCUCCCUGGCCAUCUGUGUAAAGUACAUUUGAAUGAUUAUUUGCUUACCAACAGCUCUAAAGCUGUUGUGUUGUCACAGCAGGAUCAUGCACCUGUUCACUUUUUAUAACGCAAUCUGUAACAUUUCCUCCAUAACCCAAAGGAAGGUGGUCAGGCGUCUUUAUUUGCCCAUUGAUGAGCUUGUUGCACUCCUACCUAAAAAGUUGUUAACUAGCCUGUGUUCCCCUAAUUUUUCAACAAUUUAAUUAGCAGGAGAGGAAAUUGUGUAACAAAAAUAUCUCCAUCAUAUGUCUCCACUCAGUGUGUUCAUUGAACAUCCGCACACAAGCUAAAACCACAGAAAAUCUUGCUGGCUUUUGUUUUGAUGUGCCCCCCUUCUGUCAUUGCUGGAAACGAGGUUGCAUUUGGAUUACAAAUGGAUAGCUGUGCUGUCAUUGUUCAUUUUCAUCACAAAUUUCAAAUGAAUAUAUAUAUAUGCGAGUAAAUGCACUACAGUGAUCUUUACAUAUUUCACAUGUUGAAAGUGUCUCAUUAUUUCACGUAUGUAAAUGCCUGCUCUUUGCAGUUAUAUUACAGUCGUGAACGUGUGCAGGUUGCACUAAUGCAGGGAUGGAGGCAGCAGGAUUUAGGUCAAUGUGCUGCAUGCUUGUUGCUGUCUAUUGCUUCAUGCUACUGUGGAUUUUCACUUUUGAUUCGCCUCUGCAGCGACACUGGCGGUGCUGCACAUCAGAUAUGAGAAUGAGUAGAAUUUUUUUUAAGUUGCUUUAAAAUGUUUUCAUGUGUAGUUGUGUUUGAAUAAUAGCUCCUCCAAUGAGAGCUUUGAUUUAUUUUUAUUUUUUUUUGGCCAUCUCUGUAUUUUUGCUGUCCACAAACUGUUGCCUUUAAAUUAUGAAGAUGGAUUUGCAGCACCAGUGUAAAGACAUAAUGUUAGUCUGCUGAUCUGACUUUAAAUCAUUGCAAUUAUGUACAUUCUUUUAGUUUGAUACAGUACAAACCCCAACUCAUAUUAGUUCUCUCUUUUUGAUAAAGGGCCCUUUUUUGGGUCCUUGAGUUUUUUAAUAGCGGAGAACAUUGCACGUUUCACAAAGGGAAUUUGUACUGCAAGUCCAUCUUUUUUAAAGCUCAGCUAGCGUGCGUUUUAUGUUCUGUCACUGAAGAUGUCAGCUCAUAUAAAUCAGAAUGCAAAUUGUGUGUGAAACAGGCACAGAUCAUUUUUAAGUGAUUUUGUUUUUGUGUGUGUUUUGUUAAAUAAAAGCGUGCUGCUGUUACUGGAUACUUAAGUAAAUGAGUUUGUGAAACGUCGCCUUUCAUUAAAUGUCAGUAAUUUAACUUG